GGAAUAUGGCAUCCAAGACAAAGCAGACAAAACAAAACUCCACAGGUGCUGGGAAAGAUAAGCAAGAAAGUGCCAUGAACGAAGAGACAUCAGGAGGAAUAAGUGACAUGGAAACACUAGUCAAAGAGAGGAAAUUGUACUUGCAGAAGGAAUGCAAGAUUCUCACUGAACAUAUGAACACCUAUAUGGAAAGACUGGAGCAUUUCCAGCAGCAAAACAAGUUCCUAGAAAAGGAAGCCAAGCAAAAUCAAGAGGAAUGCAACACUUACCUGUCUUACAUAGAGAAACACGGCCAGAAGUGCCAGAAUCUAGUGAUAACACUCAAUGACCAGAAUCGCAUCGAUCUGUCUCAAGUCCAGAUGCAGAAAGAGAAGCUCGUCUCACAGUAUGCAGAGAAAGAGAAGGAGCUAAGGAGCACUCUGAUGAACAUGGAGGCAAAGCUCUCUCUUCUGAACAAGGAGGUUGAAGACCUGCAGCAUUUUGGAGAUUCAUCUGUUCAGCUGGAACAGAGUAAAAAGAUUAAAGAGCUGGAGGUGGAAUUGUUGGCCACAAAGACACAGCAAUUAGAUGAAAUGCACAAAAUGAGGAGCAGGUUUCUGCGGGCCAAGGCUGACUGUGAGAGGGAAUUUCAUCACAAGAUGCAGGUUAUCACCGAGAAAGCACGAGCAGCAGCGACACAGUCUCUAAUUCAGCACAUCACACAAGUAAAAGCAGAGAAUCAGCGUCUGCACCAGGAAUUGCUCAGACUCGUCCAGUGUUCAAAAGCCCUGAAAGAAGACAAAGCUCGACUGCAAGAGCAACAGGAGCAGCUUCUGUGGCAGAAGCAAUACAUGCAGGACAUGGCACACAUGCGCCGCCGCACACACCAGCGUGAGGGACACAAUGCCAACGGUGAAACUGGCUCUCACAGCCAGUUCGGGUCUGUCCAGUAA
Messenger RNA from Colius striatus (speckled mousebird), 932 nucleotides. It is a transcript of the gene CCDC166, whose product is annotated as coiled-coil domain containing 166. NCBI's taxonomy places the organism in Eukaryota, Metazoa, Chordata, Aves, Coliiformes, Coliidae. The transcript has a single exon. The record is from RefSeq and is a predicted model, not a curated record. The coding region runs from base 6 to 932 and encodes 308 amino acids.